AAAAAAAAAAAACAAACAAAAAAAAUCCACACCUGAGUGGCACCCAUAUAGCUCAGUGGGUAGGGCACCGGUCACAUACACUGAGGCUCGUGGGUUCGAACCCGGCUGGGCCAGCUAAAACAACAAUGACAACUGCAACAAAAAGGUAGCCAGGCAUUGUGGCAGGCACCUGUAAUCCCAGCUACUUGGGAGGCUGGGGCAAAAGAAUUGCUUAAGCCCAAGAGUUUGAGUUUGCUGUGAGCUGUAAUGUCAUGGCACCUUACCCAGGGUGACAGCUUCAGAUUGUCUCAAAAAAAAAAAAAAAAAAUCACAAUUUGGUGUCUUUCUACAGUCCAAAGAAUUCUAAAUUCUGAACCACAUCUGACCCCAAGGGUUUCAAGCAAGGGUAAUCGGACCUGCAUCAACAAGGUUUUGUAGUAAUAAACAUGCCUUCUUUUCGCUGGUAAAAGCACAAUUGUCUGGUGCACAGUGAGACUGAGGUCGAACGUGAGGAAGCCCUGCCUAGUGGGAGGCUUAAGUGCCUGGGUGGACCCUAGGGGUUCCCUCCUCCCUAGAUGCCUCUUUCCUGGGGUGACUAGCUGAGGAGCUGUUGAGGGAGAAUCAGGUUGGAGGAGGCUUCUGGCCAGCCAGUCUGACUUCACACUGGGAUAACUGCAUCACCUUUCUGUGCUCCUCCCUCAGGAUUUAUGGCUUCUCUGUGGCCCCCUGAGACCUGCAGCUGACGCCUGCACUGGGUCCUUCCUGGGUAGGCACAGGCCUUGACCGAACUCUUGCAUGGCUUUUGCAGGACAGGGGUUUAUGGAAGUUCAGGGAGCCUUGGAGGUGCCGUGUUCCCUGGAGACUGGCUUCUGUGGGUCACAGCUCUGGACAGAACAGGCUGAAGGAUCCUGUGCAAUUCUGCACUUGUCUGUGUCUAGGCCCCUGAAUACGCCUGGGGCAUUGGGACUGUAGGACCAACUCACUGGGUGAAGAAAAGAGAUGAAGAGGCAGUGGCUGGUGGGAUCGAACUGUAGCUCCUGCAGACACCAGUAAGAGCUAUAAUGGGACAGAAACUUGUCUUUUUCUCCUUUUAAGUCAGUGGAGAAGCCCACAAACCAAAGUGAGUCACAGAGUGGAUACAUCACUGCAGGCUCCUGCCACUCCAAGGGUAGGGUCACUUCUCUUUUCUGAGUGGCUUCACUGGCUGCUUGGUCUAGAAACUGCCUGAGGGCAUUUCCUGUCCCAGAUGCCUCUCAGCAAAGCCCUGCUUCUGACCCUCACUGCCCUUUCCUGUAGCUUUUCCUACCCUGGGAGGUCAUUGCAGGCCCCUCAGCCUUUACAUGGGAGCUCUACUCACUGAGCUACGGGCACCAAGCCUGUUAUCCUUUGUCUUAUACGGCCUUAUACUUGUUAAUGAUUUCGUAUCUUUUUGAUACAAUAUGUAAUUCCAAAAGGGACAGGGUAUGACUGUGUCUGACCUCCCUUCUCCUCAUGGCUGGCAGCUCAGUUUUAAGUGUUUAUUUGGGGGGGGACCCUUGGACAUGAGGGCGUCCAUUCAGUUGGCUAGGGGGCUUAAGAUUUUAUCUUACUUAAUUAUCAGAGAAAUGCAAAUCAAAACCACCCUAAGAUAUCACCUAACCCCAUUGAGAAGGGCCCACAUCACAAAGUCUCAAAGCUGCAGAUGCUGGUGUGGAUGUGGAGAGAAGGGAACACUUUUACACUGCUGAUGGGACUGCAAACUAAUAUAACCUUUUUGGAAGGAAGUAUGGAGAAUCCUCAAAGAACUCAAUCUAGACCUUCCACUUAAUCCUGCAGUCCCAUUACUGGGCAUCUACCCAGAAGAAAAAAAAUCCUUUUACCAUAGGGACACUUUCACUGGACUGUUUAUUACAGCUCAAUUUGCAAUUGCCAAACUGUGGAAACAACCUAAAUGCCCACCAACCCAGGAAUGGAUUAACAAGCUGUGGUAUAUAUAUACCAUGGAAUACUAUUCAGCCACUAAAAAUGAUGUUGAUUUUACAUCUUUUCUAUUCACCUGGAUGGAGUUGAAACACAUUCUUCUUAGUAAAGCAUCACAAGAAUGGAGAAGCCAAGAAUCCAGUGUACUCAAUUUUGAUGUGAGGACAAUUGAUGACCUAAUGAAGAUAUGACUGUUCUGACUGAAGUCGAGUGGAAGAACUAGAAUUCAACUCUCUAUGACAACCUUUGCCAACAGACUCCAGGGUUCUUCUAGGCAAAUCCAAGAAAUGGAGAGACCACCAAAGGAAUUUUGUUAAAUGCUAUGAAGGCGUCAGACUUUCAUUUCAGGUAUCAGCGCUGCCAGGUGCAGGAUGGACUGAAAUGAGAGGGUGCGAUUGGACCGGCGGCCGGGACUCCCAGCUGACCCUUCUCCUGGGGACACCAUAGAGAGGUGGUCCUCCGACGGCCUACCCCAUCCCACGAGAGGGGGACAGAGCGCCUACGUCACUCUCGGUCGUCUCCUGCCGGGAGACGAGCGGCAUUCUCUCAGGGGAACACUACCGUCUGGGGCAAGCCCUGAGGGUAGCGAGAAGCCGGACUGGGUCGGGACCUGCUUGCUGAACCUCGACGGGAACUAGCGCCGUAGCCUAGUUCUGUCCCUACAGACCUCAGAAGACAGCUGUGAGACUGGAUCUGGGGCGAUGGCGUCCAGAGAGAGGGGAUGAAGGCUUCUUUGCGGGCCUGAGGAGGAAGCGCAAGGUCAUGGACAGCCUUAGGUCACCAGCGUAGUUUGGAGGCAAGCCUGCAGGCGAUUCCCGUUUCUCAGCUUUGAGCUGACGGAUCUACGCAGCCCAGCAGCACGUUAAGAUGGCUGUGCCACUAUGCAUGCAGACACUUCAGGAGGAAGCGGUGUGCGCCAUCUACCUGGAUUACUUCAAGGAUCCGGUGUCCAUCGCCUGCGGGCACAUCUUCUGCCGAGGGUGUGUGACUCAACUGUGGGGUAAGGAAAAUGAGGAAGACUUGGACGAAGACGAUGAAUGGGAGGAGGAUGGAUGGGACAGUUCCAUUCGAGAGAUAUUGUGGGGGAAUGCCGACGAGGAGCUGUUCCAGGAUCCAGAGGAUGAUGAACUCUGGGUUGGUGACAGCGGUAAUUGGAACAAUGUGGAUUAUGUGUGGGACCAGGAAGAAGAGGACGAGGAAGAUCGGGACUAUUACCUAGGAGGCUUGAGACUUGACCUGAGAACUGAUGUCUACCCAGAAGAUGAGGAAUUGGAAGCUUACAAUGAGGAAGAGGAUGAAGAGGGGUACCCUGACAUCCACUCACCCCCUCCAGGGCAGUUCAUUUGCCCCCAGUGCCGAAAGAGCUUUACAUGACGCAGCGUUUGUCCCAACCUGCAGCUGACCAACGUGGUCCAGAUAAUUUGCCAGAUGUGCCCCACUCCUUAUAGGGGUGGAGGGAAGACUGACCAGGGCAUCUGUCCAAAACACCAGGAAGCCCUGAAACUCUUUUGCGAGGUGGACAAAGACGCCAUCUGUGUGGUGUGCCGAGAAUCCAGGAGCCAUAAACAGCACAGCACGGGUCCUUUGGAGGAAGUGGUGCAGGAAUACAAGGUGAGAGGAAUAAGGAAGAAAUACGGGAGAUGGGCGGCGCCUGUGGCUCAAAGGAGUAGGGCACUGGCCCCAUAUGCUGGAGGUGGCAGGUUCAAAGCCAGCCCUGGCCAAAAAAAAAAAAGAAAGAAAGAAAAAGAAAUAUGGGAGAGUUGAAGGAAGUGGAGGGGUAACAAGGAAUCUCUUUCCCACCCUCUCAGGUACUUGCUAGUUGAACUUUAUUUGCAGGGGGAGAGAGGUGAAGAGAGGGAGGGCAGAUUGACUUCCUCAGGAGAAGCGGAGCAGACCUAUGACAGUUACUGGAAGCAGACCAUUAUUAAUAUUGUCAAUCUACCGAAGUACAAGAGGGAUAGAUACUUAAUUUCCCUCUAAUGUGAGUCUUGAGUUGGCCAAAUCUGUGGGACGAUUACAGAUGAGAAUGGAAAGCCACACUACUUGUAGAUAAUAGAUGUCUGGAAAUCUCAGAGCAUAAGCAGUAUCAAACAGAUGACUGGUAUUGGUAGACAGAAUGCCAGGUAUGAAUUCUGGACUAAUAGUAGCAAGGGGCCAUGCCCUGCCUCUCUCUCCAAAUCUGAGGUUGCUUUCCCACCUUCAGUAGGGUCCAUUUUCCCUCUAGGGAAAUGCAGAGGAUAAAUACUUUUGAUGAGACAGACUGAAUCGCAGUCCUGAUCACUUUCCUUUCCUGAUAUUUUACCACAGUAGAAGGGAUGAAAGAUUUAGAUCAGAUGACUUGAAUCUGUCACUUACUGUCUAAUUUGGGACCUCUUUGUGUUAUGCCCAGGAGUUCCCCAGAGACCACGCAGACAGACAAGCUGAAUUUGCAAGGGAGUCUCUUUAUUCAAGAGCCAGCUGGCGACUGCCUCAGUGUCCCAACAAGGGGUUUCAGAGAGCAGCCCCGAGUACUUAAGGGGUCAGGUUUUUAAGGCUUUGUCUGCAUCCUGGUUGGCAUGCAGGCAGUUCUGGUGCAUCCGGGUACGGUAGCAUUGUACAGAAGCAGAAUUUUGCGGUUAGCCAUACAUUUUUGUUUUAAUAUUUCCCCCUAUACAUCUUAAUUUCUUUUUUUUAAGGCAAACUUUUAUUUUUUUAUUCUUUCUUUCUUUCUUUUUUGUUGCAGUUUUUGGCUGGGGCUGAGUUUGAACCCGCCACCUCCUGUAUAUGGGGCCAGCACCCUACUCCUUUGAGCCACAGGCACCGCCCCUAUACAUCUUAAUUUCAGUACUUUCCCCUCCUGGUA
Messenger RNA from Nycticebus coucang (slow loris), 4780 nucleotides. It is a transcript of the gene TRIM52, whose product is annotated as tripartite motif containing 52. Lineage: Eukaryota; Metazoa; Chordata; Mammalia; Primates; Lorisidae. The record is from RefSeq and is a predicted model, not a curated record. Gene Ontology annotation, molecular function: zinc ion binding.